AUGAUAUACUGCACUCUUUGCGGAGUCCAUAUUACUGGACAGUCUGGCGAAACAUGGCUUCAGGAGUUUCGAGCAAUCUGGGUUGAGAGCGAUCUAGUGAACCAAGUCGCUGUUUCUGGUGUUGGUAAAUUGAGCAACAGCGUCAAUGAAUUUGCCGGAACUGCUCCAGAUGAUCCAAAGAAGCGCUACGAUGACGAUGCCGGACCAGGCACUACUAUCUAUGUGGCUUUGACACCUAGCAAACCAACCAUCUUCACACGUUCCCUAGACGAGGAUGUCUCGGCUUGGGGAUAUGGCUUUCAUGCAUCUUGCUGGAAUAUUUUCACAAAGUAUUCCACCCCAAACUUGGGUCACUUAUUUGCGGCAUGUGUGUCCAUGCCGACUGGUCAAGAGGCCUUCCUGAACUGGGGACAUGACUAUGAAGGAGCAAGCAUACUGGAAAAAGACUUCGAGGUGCCGACACGAGAUACUCGCUUCCCUGAUCCACGAACCAUACCCAAUCUCUUUCGAUCAGAUCCGUUUCACAUCCCCGCCCUAGCCAAUGCAAUCCAACAUGCUGCUCGUCUGCAAAACGACGUAUUCCUGAGCCGUAUCAACUUCAGUGAUGACGCCCUUACCAAAGACCCCCUUUUUCGCUUGUUUCCAGACAUUUUGCAGUUAAUCACUGAGUUACUAACAACCUCGGAAAUUCAUGCAGUAAGGUUGGCGUCUCCAGUCUUCGCCUCCCUCACAUUAUCCGAAAGAUUCUGGGCCUCACGAUUCCAACCAGGCCACGAGUUCGAGUACGUACCCGAGGUCAUAGACCAUCCGCCUGAAUCGUGGAGAGCCUUCUACUUAUCACUCCGAAUCUGGGCCUUGAAUGACCCUAGUAUGGCUAAUCGCAAGCGAAUUUGGGGCCUUGCGAAAACACUACACGGCUUACUGUCUCAGAUGGAGGACGCAACUUGCCAAGGGAGUCCCCUCCAGACUUGGUUCGAGACUUCUGCGGAUCCAGAUGAUACUCCAGAUUGCUGGCAUACAGCGGCAUGCGCCAGCGCCCAAUCGAAUGGUUCAUUUCCAAAUGGCAAUCGAAGUUUACGAGCUCGCACCCUGAGCUUCUCGCAAACACUAAAGGUACAACAUAUGUCUGUAUCAUUUGUGAAUCUAUCAGAGGGGGUAUUCGUUUCUGGCUUGGUCCUGAUUGAUCACAACCAUGAGCGCCAUGCUAUUGGGUACAUACACGAGGGCUGGGAGCUUGCCUUGCAUACAUCUGGUGUUAAAGCAAUAGCCCUCAUCCAUGAGGAUGGGACAGUAUCUAACUGGGCAGGCGAAGCAACUGGUGCUCCACGAUGGCGCUUAGCUGGAGCUUCAAGCCUUUCCGCAAUCAAAGCUGAGUUUGAUGCCAUAAAACUCGUCAAACUGGGCCGAAAGGGCUCAUUGGAUGAGCUCAGCUGGCUCAAUAACUGCCUCUGGUAUCCUCAAGUUCCACCAACAGGACUUCUUUACGAUUGGAACAAGGGCGAUAAGCCGCCAAGCAGAUUCAAACUCCCAAUUACAAGUGUCUUUUUUGGUGAAGAUGAUGAUAUGUAUUCGUCAACUCUCACUGAGAUUGUUAUUUGGAUCUUCGAUAUCUGCUAUAUCGCAGGCAUAGAAUUCCGCUUUGCCGAUGCCUCCCAUAACCGGCAUCUUGGAAACAUUGGUCCAUUUGACCAAGAGUUCCCAGCGCGACGAAACUUCUCGGACUCAAAUGAUUCCAAUGUGUCAUUUAUGAUAGAUGGAGUUGCCGGAGAACGACUAGAGAGUUUUGAGGUUCAGGAACGAGGAGCGUCUCUCGUGGGCAUGAAGAUGAACACUACCUUCGGUCGACAUGUUCAAACUCCAGAAUAUCCUUAUGGACUAAAAAAAGGUUGGGUGACUGUCCAACCCAAAGGAUCUAAGAUUGUUGGAAUGGCCAUACUCUAG
Molecule: messenger RNA, 1941 nt
Organism: Fusarium sp. VM40
Lineage: Eukaryota; Fungi; Ascomycota; Sordariomycetes; Hypocreales; Nectriaceae
Source: the annotation of a GenBank genome assembly